AUGGUCUCUGCGAAGAGUAACAGUGAAAGUUGGAGUGACCGCUUUACUUGCCAGUUGGGUCCUGCGCGCGUGCUAGCUCAGCAGCCGCCGGUUGCUUCAGAAGAUGAUAUUCCAACCAGUAGCGUCAGUGCAACUGUUUCUACAUCGACAUUAAAAUUUGUAACGGAAGCAUCAACUUCACAAGCAACAACAUUGCAAGCGUCAGUGCUGACAACAACUGCAAUCAGAACUACAAAUGAAUCCAUGACAAGCAACUCCACACUUUCUUCACCUAAUGCUACACAACAAAUAACACAAGGUACAACAACACAACCACUGAUAAAAGUGACCACUACAGCACCAGAUGAAAGUGACAGCACAACAAAGACUACACAAGCAAGUGGAACACUGUUGGCACAAAAUGAGAGUUUGGAUGCUUCAUCUACUAAGGGAUGGUCUUUUUCUUCUACAAUCUCUCUAUGGAAAACCACUUCUGCUCCUGGGACCUCAGGCCUUCGCAUGAGCUCCCCGACAGAAUCUACAACUUUUGGCAGUCCUGAAAGCAGUUCUGGAAACAAGAAAGUGCCAGAGAGCACUAUCCACUAUUCUAGCGUUAUCUUGCCAGUUGUCAUCACCUUGAUAGUCAUUACUCUUUCUGUCUUCUCACUGGUGGCUUUGCACAGAAUGUGCCAGAAGAAAACUCCAGAGAGACAAGAGAACGGCACUGAACAGGCCCAGUCAGAUAAAGAAGGAGUCAAACUUCUUUCUGUGAAGACAACUUCUCCUGAGACUGGAGAGCACUCAUCUCAGGGGAAGAAUAAAACUCGGCAACUCUUCACACCUCAGCAAUAA
Opisthocomus hoazin is the source of this 831-nucleotide messenger RNA. The record is from RefSeq and is a predicted model, not a curated record. Lineage: Eukaryota; Metazoa; Chordata; Aves; Opisthocomiformes; Opisthocomidae.